Messenger RNA from Halichondria panicea, 2004 nucleotides. RefSeq lists its product as uncharacterized. Gene Ontology annotation, cellular component: mitochondrion. The record is from RefSeq and is a predicted model, not a curated record. Lineage: Eukaryota; Metazoa; Porifera; Demospongiae; Suberitida; Halichondriidae. The coding region runs from base 186 to 1943 and encodes 585 amino acids. Gene Ontology annotation, molecular function: protein kinase activity; ATP binding. Gene Ontology annotation, biological process: protein phosphorylation. The transcript is spliced from 7 exons.
UUACUAAUACAUCUGACACCCUCUACCAAAUAUAAAGCUCGUGCUCUGUACUAUACCCUCUACUAUCUAUGACUAUACUAUGCUAAUCUACUGCACACUGGCUUGCUGAGCUGAUCUCUGACCAGUAGCCUAGUUAAUAGGGUAUCCAAUAGAUUGAGCUUCAGAGGCAUUCAGGCAGUGAUUAGAUGUCGGGUGCACUUAUGCAAGCAGCUCGUACGUGCAGCUUCUGUCUGCACAGCUACCCAAGACAAGUAUUGUAUCAUCCGAAACUAAGUGUGCUAUCUGUCUCAAGAACAGGCGCAAAACUCAUAGAACAUCGCUUGUCGUGUAUUAAGAGGAAUGUAUCGAGCACAGUAAAGCGUGCACCUUUGUCAUCCUAUGCUUCAAAGGCGAAGUUUUGGAUCAGAGACAAUCGCAAAACUAGUUUAUUGCUGGUUGGAUGUGGACUCCUCGGAAGCUAUCUAUCAAUAUUAAAGGCUCGACAUUCUCAAUGUCUCUCUCCUGCUAUACCUGUGGUAAAAUACCCUCAAAUCACUAGUCCCAUAGAACACUCAGAAAUAUUUACUAAAGAACUCUCUAUUCAACAAAAGCUCAAACUCUCACUUCGUUUCAUUUUCCUCUGCCUCGUCUUCUCUCCAAUGCUCAUCCUCCACACAGCUUCCUAUCUCACAGGGAGCACUUUUCUCGAGAAGGUAGAAGUCCGAUACCUUAUUUUUGUGCUCCAGACUGCUGGUCCUGCCUUCAUCAAACUUGGUCAGUGGGCAAGCACUAGGAGAGACCUCUUUAGUGAGAAUUUCUGUCAGACCCUCUCAUCUCUACACACUCAUUGCAUUCCCCACACCUGGGCAGAAACGCAAGAGUCCUUGGUGCAGAGUUUUGGCGAGGGCUGGAAUCAACACCUUCUGAUUCAGGACCACGAUCCGAUUGGCUGCGGCUGUGUUGCACAAGUCUAUCAGGGAUAUUUGAAACGCUCACAAGAAGAAAUUGAGAGUGGCAGUUAUCCCUCUGGAGAAGGUGUGCCCAUUGCUGUCAAGGUGAUGCACGCAGGUAUGGUUGAGGCUAUGGACCUAGACAUUAAUUUGAUGAUGGGUGUCGCCUCCUGGGUGGACUACCUCUAUCCUGACGUGCACUGGAUUGCUCUAAAAGAGUGCGUGGACGAGUUUUCCAUGACUAUGCAAAAACAGCUUGAUAUGGAGAUGGAGGCUCACAACCUAUCCAAGUUCAAUGUACUGAUGACAGGAUACGAUAGUGUCAAGUUUCCUACGCCCCUCUAUCCGUUUGUCACUAAGACUGUCCUUGUCGAGAGCUACGAGCGAGGUGAUCACAUAUCAGCGUAUCUCAGUGAGCCAGGUGGUCACCUUCAGAAGAGAUUGGCCAAAAUUGGUAUUGAUGUUUUGCUGGAUAUGAUGUUUAUCCAUAACUUUGUCCACGGAGACCUUCAUCCCGGCAACAUCCUCGUCCAAGACCCCUCCUCACACCCUAAACUAGUGUUCAUUGACUGUGGAAUAGCCACCAGCCUUGGAUCCGUGGACUUUGAGAACUUCUACAAAUUGUUCAAGGCAAUAGUGACAGGUCACGGGGAGACAGUGGCAGACCUGAUGCUAAACGGGCAGACGUGUCAUACCCUCAGCGAGUACAGACGGGACAUGGCCGAGCUAGUUGAUGAGCAUUUGCAGAGCCAUCUUAAACUGACAGAGAUUCAAGUGGGUACAUUGUUCUCGAGGCUUUUCAAUAUUCUCAUCGAUCAUAAGGUACGGAUUUCCCCUAACUACACUUCCGUGAUGGCGGGUCUGAUGGUGAUUGAGGGAGUGGCUCGAUCCCUCGACCCUGGUAUAGACAUUCUGGACAAUGCCAAACUCUGUAUCCUACAGAGGGCAACGCUAGUCUUUCAAGAUAAACUCAAACAAACUUCUAGGAAUGUUUGUGACAAGUUUUUCUCUUAGUUCAAUGUAUGCUGUUUAUACAGCAACUUCUAUUUAUGGACUUCUAUUUAUUUCUCAAUAA